Messenger RNA from Onthophagus taurus, 2342 nucleotides. It is a transcript of the gene eIF3b, whose product is annotated as eukaryotic translation initiation factor 3 subunit b. NCBI's taxonomy places the organism in Eukaryota, Metazoa, Arthropoda, Insecta, Coleoptera, Scarabaeidae. The record is from RefSeq and is a predicted model, not a curated record. Gene Ontology annotation, cellular component: eukaryotic translation initiation factor 3 complex. Gene Ontology annotation, biological process: translational initiation. Gene Ontology annotation, molecular function: translation initiation factor activity; translation initiation factor binding; RNA binding.
CUUUCGAUAAUGGCACGCACCUUUUCGUGGUCUUCACCACGCUGUCAAAAUGGCGAAAAAGAAGUUGGAAGAAAAAAGUGGCCCCACGGGUGAUCAAUCGAAAAAUGACGGCGAUUUCUCCUCCGCGGAUGAUGAGCCCAACUUCAGCGACCCCGACGAUUUUGUCGAUAACAUUUCCGAUGAGGAUUUAUUGGGAGAUCUUUUAAAAGAAAAACCAAAAGAAACAGAUGGUGUAGAAAGCGUGAUCGUCGUGGACGGAGUCCCGCAAGUAGGUCCGGAUCGCAUCGAAAAAUUAAAAUCGGUCAUCGCAAAGAUUUUUGGAAAAUUUGGGAACAUAAUUAACGAUCAUUACCCUUUGGACGAAGCCGGAAGGACGAAAGGUUACAUUUUUUUGGAGUACGCCAACCCGAUUCAUGCAGCGGAAGCGGUUAAAGUCACCAAUAAUUACAAAUUGGAUCGACAGCACAUCUUUUUGGUCAACUUAUUUGUCGAUUUCUCCAAGUACGAGUCAAUACCAGAAAAAUGGGAACCUCCUCUACCUCAGCCGUAUAUGGGACAAACCGAUCUUCAUUAUUACCUUUUAGAACCGGACGCAUACGAUCAAUUUUGCGUGGUUAAAGCUGGACCCGCUAUGGCACAAUCGGUCCAAAUUUGGCAAAAUACUCAGCCGGAUCCGACUUUGCUUGAAGAUCGAAGCCAAUGGACCCACACCUACGUGAAAUGGUCCCCAUUAGGAACAUUUUUAGCGACGUUCCACCGCCUCGGGAUCGGAUUAUUUGGUGGCCCCAAUUUCACACAGUACAAAAAAUUUUCGCACGGUUCCGUACAAUUCAUCGAUUUCUCCCCGUGCGAGAAAUACUUAGUUACUUAUUCUCCUCAAAUCGAUAAUAACCACCCCGACCAAAAACGGAUUAUAAUUUGGGACAUCCGAACGGGACAAGAAAAGCGAUCAUUUAACCCCGAUGGAGGCUCAGCUUGGCCGAUCUUCCGAUGGUCCCACGACGACAAAUAUUUCGCCAAAAUGGGAACUGAUUUAUUAUCGAUUUAUGAAACCCCCUCGUUUGGGUUGUUAGAAAAGAAAUCGUUAAAAAUCCCUGGGAUUCGCGAUUUUAGCUGGUCCCCGACGGAUAAUACGAUUGCUUUUUGGGUGGCUGAGGACAAAGAUGUCCCCGCUAGAGUAACCCUUUUAGAUAUUCCAAAUAAAACUGAGAGUCGUAAUAAGAAUCUGUUUAACGUUGCCGAUUGUAAGAUUCAUUGGCAAAAAUCGGGGGAUUAUCUUUGCGUUAAAGUGGAUCGAUACUCGAAAGUUCGGAAAGAAAAAACCGAAACUAAAUACGCGACGGAAACGAAAUAUUCAGGGAUGUAUUGCAAUUUCGAAAUAUUUCACAUGCGUGAAAAACAAAUCCCCGUUGACUCCGUUGAUUGUAAAGAACCAAUCCAAGCUUUCGCUUGGGAACCCGUCGGGACAAAAUUUGCGUUCAUCCACGGCGAAUCCCCCAACAUCAACGUUAGCUUUUACUCUGUAAAAAUCGGGCAAGCUCCUUCGUUACUUAAAAAGUUCGAAAAACGCGCUUGUAGCCACCUUUUUUGGUCCCCAAAUGGCCAAUACAUCGUUUUAGCUGGAUUAGGGCUAAGCGGGGGUGGUUCUUUGGAGUUCGUCGAUACCAACGAAUUUUUAGUGAUGAACACAACCGAUCAUUUCCAAAUGUCCGAUGUGGAGUGGGACCCAACCGGGCGUUACAUCGUUACGGGGGUUUCAGCUUGGAAGUGUUCGGUGGACACGGGUUAUUGGAUUUGGUCGUUCCAAGGUAAAAUUUUGAAACGGAUUAAUUUGGAGAAAUUCGCCCAGUUAUUGUGGAGACCGCGCCCCGCAACGUUACUUAAUGAAGAGCAACAAAAAGAAAUUAAAAAGAAUUUGAAGAAAUAUUACGCUCAAUUUGAAAGUAAGGAUCGUAUGCGGCAAUCAAAAGCUUCUAAGGAAUUGAUCGAGAAGAGGGCUGCUUUGAUGGAGAAGUUUAGUAGUUAUCGACAAGAAAGGAUUAGGGAUUAUAAUAAACAAAAACCGAGGAGGUUGGAACUUAGAAAUAAUGUAGACACUGACGAAUUAGAUGCCGAUAAAGAAAAUGUCGAUGAGGAAAUCGUUGAAUUCUUUGUAAAGGAAGAAAUCAUCGUAAUAGACUAAUAAGUCAAUUUUAAGUUAAUCAUUUCGUUCCCACUUUUUAAUAUUUGUUGGUUUAUUUUUUAAAGAAAAGGUACAUUUGUAAAACUUACGGUUGUCUUAAUUUUUUUUGAUUAAAUGUUAAGGCGACCGCUACUGUAUUAUAUUUAUCCAAGGAAAACAA